AUGCUCGCCCUGGAGGCUGCACAGCUCGACACUCCACACUUCAGCUGUCUGUACCCAGAUGGAGUCUUCUAUGACCUGGACACCGGCAAACACCCCGGAUAUCCUGACUCCGAGGGCGCUCCAGACUCUCUGUGGGGAUGGGCCGAGGCCCCACCUGUCCCCACAGCCUCCUACGAAGCCUUUGACCCAGCCAUGGCCACCUUCAGCCACACCCAGGGUGUCCAACUGUGCUACGGACCCACGACAUACAACCCAGCCGGAAGCCUGGACCUGGCCCCCAGUCUGGAGUCCCUGGGGCCCGGCUUCCCAGGGUACCCUGCAGAAGACUUCCCCAUGCAGACCCUGGGCCCCCCGGCGUACAUCCCAUACGAGGAGGCGGAGAUUCUGCUGGACGGCCCCGCGCUGGAGGUCUCAGACAGCGAGUCAGACGAGGCCCUCGGUGCUGGCCCCGAAGGGAGGGGAGCAGAGGCAGGUGCCCGCAAGAAGCUGCGCCUGUACCAGUUCCUGCUGGGCCUGCUGACGCGCGGGGACAUGCGCGAGUGCGUGUGGUGGGUGGAGCCGGGAGCCGGCGUCUUCCAGUUCUCGUCCAAGCACAAGGAACUGCUGGCGCGCCGCUGGGGCCAGCAGAAGGGCAACCGCAAGCGCAUGACCUACCAGAAGCUGGCCCGCGCGCUGCGCAACUACGCCAAGACCGGCGAGAUCCGCAAGGUGAAGCGCAAACUCACCUACCAGUUCGACAGCGCGCUGCUGCCCGCCGCCCGCAGAGCCUGAGCCCCGCGCCCCGACGCCUCAGCCUCGGCGGGGCAGAGGGCGGGGACCCGCGCACCAUCAGGCCACCGGCUGUCCAGAAGCCCGAACCCUGGGCUAGGGUCUCUGGGGAAUGCCCUUGUCGUGUCCCCCGGCUCGUCUCCUGCCAGAUCUGAGAUCUCCUUGUGUCUGGCAUGGCAGGGGAGCCCCGGUUCCCCGAGGGCCCCUCCGUAACCUUCCCCUCUCUGUGCCUCCAAGUAUUUUUGUCAUCAUUUGGGGGUGGGUGUGUUUUGUUUGAAGUUUGGGGCUGUGCUCAGGGCUUGUUCUGGACUCUGUGCACAGGUCCUGGCGUGUUUGGGGACCCUGUGGGGUAAAGCGGUAGGACCCAGGUUGGCCACCAAGGCAAGCGCCCUCCCCACUGUCCUAUGGCUCCUGCCCCUCCUUUUGUCACCUUUGAGAGCCCUGAGUUCUCCAGAGCAUUCUGCUGUCACUGUGUGUCUGUCUGCCUGGAAUUCUCCGCUCAUGUUGGGCCCCUGCUGUCCCAUGGGGUUCUGUGGACCUUGCCCUGUGUCGGUCCUGUGGGGCUCUGCCUAGGGGGUAUCGUGAGGAUCCCAGCAACAGCCUUGAAUUCUGGGGUCCUGGAGUCCUUCUUGGCCACACAACGUAUUGGAGGAUGUCUC
Sorex araneus (European shrew) is the source of this 1427-nucleotide messenger RNA. RefSeq names its product Spi-B transcription factor (gene SPIB). Gene Ontology annotation, biological process: cell differentiation; regulation of transcription by RNA polymerase II. Gene Ontology annotation, molecular function: sequence-specific DNA binding; DNA-binding transcription factor activity, RNA polymerase II-specific. The transcript has 6 exons. The coding region runs from base 1 to 771 and encodes 256 amino acids. NCBI's taxonomy places the organism in Eukaryota, Metazoa, Chordata, Mammalia, Eulipotyphla, Soricidae. Gene Ontology annotation, cellular component: nucleus. The record is from RefSeq and is a predicted model, not a curated record.